This is a messenger RNA of Parnassius apollo (apollo), 270 nucleotides long. The record is from the annotation of a GenBank genome assembly. NCBI's taxonomy places the organism in Eukaryota, Metazoa, Arthropoda, Insecta, Lepidoptera, Papilionidae.
AUGCCGUUGAAGCGUACACCCCCUCCCUCGCCACUCACCACAUCAAUAGCGCCCACGUUCAGUAGUGCAGAGUACAGUGCUAACACUCUAACAACAAAAGAAAUCAGUUCUAUGCAUCACAGCGAUUCUGCGCCUGAUUUAACUACUCUUAGGACGACUGUCAGUGAGAGGAAAAAACGAAAGCACCCUGGAGGAGAUGACAGCAUCACGUCCUUGAUAAAAGAUAUGUUUACCAAUUUCUCUAAGGAACAGGAAACGCGUUUUUUAUAA